Xenopus laevis (African clawed frog) is the source of this 2734-nucleotide messenger RNA. RefSeq names its product insulin like growth factor binding protein 1 L homeolog (gene igfbp1.L). Gene Ontology annotation, biological process: regulation of insulin-like growth factor receptor signaling pathway. The record is from RefSeq and is a predicted model, not a curated record. Gene Ontology annotation, cellular component: extracellular region. The transcript has 4 exons. Gene Ontology annotation, molecular function: insulin-like growth factor binding; insulin-like growth factor II binding; insulin-like growth factor I binding. Lineage: Eukaryota; Metazoa; Chordata; Amphibia; Anura; Pipidae. The coding region runs from base 75 to 887 and encodes 270 amino acids.
CAUUAAACAGAAACAGAGGUAUCUUUCAAGAGAUUGAAUCUAGAGAGAAAACAAAUAGUCCACUUUGUCUGAGAAUGAUGGCUAAGGAAAACUUCUCUUGCUGUAGUCUCUUUGCUUCUCUGCUUUUCAUAGCAGCAGCAAUUGUGGUGGCAGAGCCUCUUCACUGUGCCCAGUGCACUGAAGAGAGGUUAGCUCUUUGUCCACCAGUCUCAAACGAUUGUCCAGAGUUGGCUAGAGAGCCAGGAUGCGGCUGCUGCCUGACUUGCGCUCUAAAGCGAGGAGAGCCCUGUGGGGUGUACACUGCGAGGUGUGGAAAGGCUCUCAGCUGCCACCCAAAGGCAGGAGAAUCUCGCCCCUUGUAUGCACUCACGAGAGGCCACGGGGUUUGUAUGGAUGAUGAAGAUCUCAAAAGGCAACGGGCUAGUGAGGCUGCAGAUGGAAAGGAUUAUGCAGAACAUGAAAACGCUGCUCCCGAGGUUACAGACCUUUCUCAUGACCAGACUUCACCAUUCCUUCGAUUAUUUCCUGAAGGCUUAGACAAACUUGAUCCUUGGAAUGCUAUCACCGUGUACGAGAGUUGGAAGGCACGAAAGAUGCUUGAGCGCAGGAAAUGGAAGGAACUUCAAGGUCCAUGCCAAAAAGAUCUUUACAAAACAAUGGAUAAACUGGCCAAGGCUCAACAAAGACCAGGAGAAGAUAUGUUCAAAUUUCAUAUUCCCAACUGCAAUAGAAAUGGUUUCUAUCACAGCAAGCAGUGUGAGGCCUCCUUAGACAGCGAGCGUGGAAAAUGCUGGUGUGUCUUCCCCUUGACUGGGAAAAGAAUUCCUGGAUCCCCUGAAAACAGAGGCGAUUUGAAUUGUCAGCAUUUCCUUAAUGCUCAAGAAUAGAAUCAACUCCCCAAACAUGGAUGUAUUCUUUCAAAAUAAACCUCAGUGUAAAUGUACUUAACUAUUUAUUCCAAAAUGUUCUUUUGCUUACUUUAUCUAUUUUCAUAACUUUAUUUAUACAUGUAAUAUUAAUAUUCACUAUAGUUACUUUUUUUGUAUAAAAAUAUACAUUGUAAAAUCAAAUAUUUUAUUUAACACAAUUAUAUUUUUCAAGUAAUUUGUAUAACCAUUUGAGUGAAAACUCACCGAGUGUUUUUCGUAUAUGUGUGUUUUUUUAUAUUUUAAUAUCCUUAUUGUUCUGUAAGAUUUAUUUUAUAGAGAAGUGAAAUAUUCUACACAAGAUAGAGAGGAAGGCUAGGUCUGGCUAUCAUUGAGUCACAUCUAUAACAUCUAACUAUAAAACAUUAAUGCUGUAUGUACAGGUAUGGCUCUUAUGUCUAGCAUGCUUUGACCUGGGCUUCUGCAGAGAAGGGUUAAUUCUUUAAACUAAGGUACCAAAUCUGUUUGAAUAGGACCCUAUGGGAAAUAGACUCUUAUUAUGGCGCUUUCUGGAUAGUAGACCCUGUACAAGUAUAAGAUCCGUUAUCGGUAAAACCAUAACCCAGAAGGCUCAGAAUUAUCUGCCAUAGACUCCAUUACAGAUAUGAGACCUGUUAUCCAGAAUGCACAGGACCUGGAGAUUUCCAGAUAAGGGAUCUUUCCAUAAUUUGGAUCAUCAUACCUUAAGUCUACUAGAAAAUCAUGUAAAUAUUAAACAAACCAAUAGGCUGGUUUUGCUUCCAAUAAGGUUAAUUAUAUCUUAGUUUGGAUCAAGUACAAGCUACUGUUUUAUUAUUACUGAGAAAAAGAAAAUAAUUGUUAAAAAUUUGGAUUCAUUGGAUAAAAUGGAGUCUGUAAGAGACGGCCUUUCCGUAAUUUGGAGCUUUCUGGAUAAUGGAUCCCGUACAUAUAUAAUCAAAUAAUUCACAUUAUUAAACAUUAUUUCUUUUUUCUCUUUAAUGAUACAAUUCAUCCUUACUGGAGGCAAAACUAUUUUUAAAUAAUUUUUUUCAGAAAUAUUCCUUAUCCAGAAAACCCCAGGUCACAUGUACCUGAAUAAGGAAGUUCUCUAUAGUGUAGUUUGCGUAUGAGUUUUGUUAUUUAUUCUUUCCACUGUAAAAGGGGUUUUCUAACUUUGCUGCUAAUACAGUAUCCGAAAAUGACUGACUAGAAUGAUCAAAAAUGAUAUAUUCAGUUGUUAAAUGUUGUCCUUUCAUAUGUUGGUAUGUAUUGCAUGACAUAUGUUUAUUUGCUAAAUUGCGUUCACUCCAUUUAAUAGGCAUUUAACACCAAUACAACUCAUACAAUUCAACUCCUCAAACGUCUGUUGUGUGGAAGACUACUGCAUUGUGAGGCAGGGUUACUAUAAAUUAUCUUUAAUGCAUGGCACCUAAUAAAAAUACAUUUACACUUAUAUUGGAACUUAUCACCCACUUUAUAGCAGAUGUUUGAGUUCAACACUCCCCUUAAGUCUAUAACUCAAGACAAGGUAACUGUCAUCAUGCUUCACAUGGAUCCCCGCCAGCAUUUACAUAUUCACUCCACAUCCUACCCUGGUUAUUAGUCUGCACCCCAUUCAAUGAUCUGUGUUUCCUGGAGAGCCAGCCUUACAAGCUAUGGUAUGUCCAUUCCUAUGCCCUAGGGCAGUAUACAUUUUUAAGAGGUGCAUGUGUUAUAGAAGAUGGUAACCCUGCUUUCAUCUAAGUCUGCUUAUGGAUUUAUUGUACUGGAUUAUCUGUUUAUACUUUGGACAUUUCUGUUCUUUAUAUAAUAUUUCUCUUUGUAAACUAAUAAAAUUGUUUGUAGAA